AUGUCUGCUCCAAACCCAAAAGCUUUCCCAUUGGCUGACUCUGGCUUGUCCCAACAAAUCUUGGAUGUUAUCCAACAAGCUCAAAACUUGAGACAAUUGAAGAAGGGUGCUAACGAAGCCACCAAGACUUUGAACAGAGGUAUCUCUGAAUUCAUCGUCAUGGCUGCCGAUGCUGAACCUAUUGAAAUCUUGUUGCACUUGCCUUUGUUGUGUGAAGACAAGAAUGUUCCAUACGUUUUCGUUCCAUCCAAGACUGCCUUAGGUAGAGCCUGUGGUGUUUCCAGACCAGUCAUUUCUGCUUCUGUCACCACCAACGACAGCUCUUCCAUCAAAAACCAAAUCUACGCCAUCAAGGACAAGAUUGAAACCCUUUUGAUCUAA
Saccharomycopsis crataegensis is the source of this 381-nucleotide messenger RNA. RefSeq names its product RNA binding protein SNU13 (gene SNU13). NCBI's taxonomy places the organism in Eukaryota, Fungi, Ascomycota, Saccharomycetes, Ascoideales, Saccharomycopsidaceae. Gene Ontology annotation, biological process: ribosome biogenesis; mRNA splicing, via spliceosome; maturation of LSU-rRNA. The coding region runs from base 1 to 381 and encodes 126 amino acids. Gene Ontology annotation, cellular component: precatalytic spliceosome; box C/D methylation guide snoRNP complex; cytosolic large ribosomal subunit. The transcript has a single exon. The record is from RefSeq and is a predicted model, not a curated record. Gene Ontology annotation, molecular function: RNA binding.